This is a messenger RNA of Magnolia sinica, 396 nucleotides long. Its product is annotated as senescence-specific cysteine protease SAG39-like. The record is from RefSeq and is a predicted model, not a curated record. Bases 1 to 396 code for a protein of 131 amino acids. The transcript has a single exon. NCBI's taxonomy places the organism in Eukaryota, Viridiplantae, Streptophyta, Magnoliopsida, Magnoliales, Magnoliaceae.
AUGGCUUCCUCAACCAAAUCUUUCUUCAUGGCCUUGUUCAUCUUGGGAGUGUGGGCUUCUCAAGCCAUGGGCCGCACUCUACAGGAAGUGUCCAUGUCAGACAGGCACGAGCAAUGGAUGUCUCGAUAUGGUCGCACAUACAAGGAUGCAUCUGAGAAAGAGCUACGUUUCAAGAUAUUCAAGGACAAUGUGGAAUUCAUAGAAUCCUUCAACAAUGCUGGGGACCGAUCUUACAAGCUAAGUGUAAAUGAAUUUGCAGACCAAACCAACGUGGAGUUCAAGGCCAGACGUAACAGAUUUAUGCCCACUCAAACAACAGAAUUGAGAGACACGUCGUUCAUGUAUGAGAACGUGACUGUUCCAUCUAGUAUGGAUUGGAGAAAGAAAGGAAUUUAG